UCUGCGCAGAAUGAUCGCCGUGAACGCCUCCAGCUCUCCCAGACAGACACAUACAAUCACAUGACAAGGCUAGCUUGUUGUUUCCUGGUUGCUCCUGCGGUCUCCUGAUCCGCCGCUUGUAACACUAUCAUUUUUAUUGUUUAUUUUAUUAUUAUUGCCGCGGCGGCGGGUCCCGGUGUCAGGCAUGGCGGACGGCGAGAAAUCCCCGCUCCUCUCCUACGAACCAAGCGACUUAGCUAUCGGCGGAAGCGGCGCAGUGUUGCCCGGGCCAGCGGCGGCGGCGUACGGGCUGCCCUGCCAGCCGCAGAACCUCCCCUCAGUUCUCCCGAUCGAGGAAGACCUUCCUCCUUACUCCCUAAUGAUGUCGGGCAGCACUUCCAAGAUCAACUGUCGUGUAUGUCAGUCCCUCAUUAGUGUGAAGGCAGACAGCCACCAGCACCUUGUUAAGUGUGGGGUCUGCAACGAGGCAACGCCCAUUAAGAACCCUCCUCCUGGUAAGAAGUAUGUGCGCUGUCCUUGUAACUGUCUCUUGAUCUGCAAAGCAACUUCACAGAGAAUGGCCUGUCCCCGUCCUUACUGUAAGAGAAUUAUAAACUUGGGUCCAGUGGAGUCAGAUUCAGGUCCUGUCAGCCCAGAGCUGCAGCCUUGUGGAGCCAGAGUGAGCUGUGGACACUGCGCUCACACAUUCCUGUGGACUGACUUUACAAAGAAGAAACUCGCCAGAUGCCCUCACUGUCGGAAAGUGUCCUUUAUUGGGCGGCGUUACCCCUGGCAACGCUGUGUUUACUUUUUCAUGCUGGGUCUCUUCUUUGCUGUCAUCGCUGGAGGACUAAUGGCUGGCACUUGGCAGGAGGCUGAACAGUACGGAGCGAUCUAUGCCAUCUGGGCUGUGGUUCUGGUUCUGUGUGUGGUUUGUCUGGGUUGGGCGGUUUACUGGGCCUGCAUUAAAAUCAGCGAGCCUGUACAGAACUACACAUAGAGGGAAAGAGGGAGGAGAGGAGGAGGAAGAGGAAGGAGAGGGGUGGAAGGGAGAGGGGUGGGAGAAAAGGAGAGAGAGGAGCUGAUUUAUAACUAUACUGAUUAAACUGGAGAGAGUGAGAGUUAGAGGAGCGGGGGGGGGGGGGGGGGUACAGAGACAGACAUUAUUAUAAAAAGUUUCUUGUUAAAGGAGAAUUCAAAAGUAAGGCAACACACCCGCCUAUUGCUACAAAUGUGCCUUACAGUAAAAAUCCAGAGUGAGUGAGAGAGAGGAGGGAUGGAGCAAAAGAGAGAGAGAGAGAGAGAUGUUAAUUAGCCAAUCUCAAUAAUAAUAAUUGUUCUGUCAUUAAAUUCAAAUUGACUUUAUUAGCAUGAAAAAAUAAGUGUUGUCAAAGCACAUACAUGGCACAAACAACAACAAUAUAUACAAAUAAAUAAAGAAAAUGCAGUGCACAUAAAUAUAUAUAUAUAUAUAUAUAUAUAUAUAUAUAUAUAUAUAUACACACACACAUAUACAGCAGCCUCCAGGAUCAUUCAUACCCCCAAUACACUGCAACUGGUUUGAGCAAAAUAAAUGCAAGCGCUCUCCCAAGACUGUCCGCAUGAAAGCUUCAAGACCAUCGGCACUGGACACUGCCAAGAAAUAUCUGAAAACACGACGUUCAAACCUCUUCACACCCUUUAAAUUAAAAUGCAGUUAUCCCAGACAAACAUGCCCCCACAAUUCCUCAUGCCCAAUCUAUCCAUGCUACAAACACCGAACGCACACCUGCAUCUUCCACCAAAACUUUCAGUUACAUUGUAUCAAGUGCAUGAACAGUCCCAGAGUCCACUGCACACAUGCAUAUACAUACAUAUAAACACUUCCCUUACAGGAUAUGUCGAUCCGCUUUUAUCUAAGUCAGCAAGCAACACUUAUAAGCCGUAUAAAACCGUAUAAGACAAAAUGUGUUCCAUUUCCUUACCCUAAGCACAGUAAGUAUGUAAGCCACAGCAUACUCUAGCCUGUCUCAGCAGUCAGGUGAGCGAGCAAUCAGGAAUCCUGUUUGUGACGCCAAUUCUGUAAGAAAUAUUUUUAGAACACGGAAACAAUACAAUAGAGGUCAAGCUUAAACAGUUUGACAAGUUUAUUGUCUUUUGGUCACAACGACCACAGAACUGGAAGCUCCUCUCAAGGAUACUUAGUGAGAUACAUCUUCCCUGUCCCUUUAUACAGUUCUCUCCCUACAGCAAAUCAGCAUUAGGUUACAAAGUACAAGAAAACAAAAAAGUACACAUAUUCAUUUGAUUGGUUAAAGACUUAUUCCCAUUGUAAAUAUUUGCUAUGCCAGAUCUUAUCGUGGCACAAGGUUUAUGGCUGGCCAUCUGCACUUUACCAGGUAAAUAUUUAAUAAUAGCUAACUCACCCAGACACUAUAGCCCACCUCACACUUAGCACACAGAAUUCCCUGAGAGUGCAAUUUGUCAAACUUUUGCUCAGGUUUGAGCUUUGCUGUUACCCAGAACACUUGAUAAUCAGAGAAACACAAAAACACAUUCUUCACCUGAAAAACAUCUUUCAUCUGUAAAUGUUACAAAAUGUGAUGGCUCACAGACCUGUACAAUUAUAAUGUUGAGAUCUGUUUCCAUGGGUAAGGGUGCCGUUAGUGUUAGGAGUUUAUUAUAGGAGAGUAUUACUAAUUUGUUUUGGCCUUUCCUACUUUUAUUUAUUCAUAUAUAUAUAUAUUCCAAGAAAGUAAUGGUGUUUGUAUGUGAGUGAUAAUGAUUUAUAAAAGUAUUUGAAAGGGAAGCGGGAAGGGGCAAAUAUGUGUACUAUUCACUGGUAAACACUUCAGUUUGCCCUCUUGUGUGAAUUAUAAUUCAUAAAAACUAAACCUCCAGCACUGCGAUCCAGGCAGCUUGCUGAAUGUGCGCUCAUUCACACCCCUGAAGUAUGUCUGGUUGAUGUUUUCAUCUGUAGGUGAGUUUGGGCUCAGUACAGGCGUCAGGAUCUACGGUUGUAAGGGGUCGCCACUGUCUGAUUGUGGCAAUUUUAUGUCUGCUUUUCAGAGUUCUUAAAAUAAUCACGAAAAUAUGAGGCCCGCAAUUACUGACAGCUUUAAUAAAUUAGUUGGAAUAUUAGAACAUAAGAACAUAUUUGAUAGACCUCAUUUGCAAAAUCUCUCAGAAACCCCAGAAUUACAUAUGCAUAUGCACAAUUACAUAUGUAUCAAGGGCUAAAGUGCAAAGAGACACCACUCCCGGAAAUUACAUCUUAAUUGCGUGUUUAUGCAUUGCGUGCCUUUUAUAAAUCCAAACCAAAAAUUGAGAACCCUCAAUGCCAUUUUAUACAGUCGUAAAACAUCCUUUGUGCAAUCC
Molecule: messenger RNA, 3336 nt
Organism: Acipenser ruthenus (sterlet)
Lineage: Eukaryota; Metazoa; Chordata; Actinopteri; Acipenseriformes; Acipenseridae
Product: type 1 phosphatidylinositol 4,5-bisphosphate 4-phosphatase-like
Exons: 7
Coding region: 185-979 (264 amino acids)
Biological process (GO): phosphatidylinositol dephosphorylation
Cellular component (GO): lysosomal membrane; plasma membrane; phagocytic vesicle membrane
Molecular function (GO): phosphatidylinositol-4,5-bisphosphate 4-phosphatase activity
Source: RefSeq, a predicted model, not a curated record